AUGGCUUCCAAAACUUUGGUUUUCCUUUCCAUGAUGACAUUGAUCCCAUCCCUCAUUAUGAGUGCAAGCAAUGCAAGGAAACUUUCUGCAGGGAUCGAAACCAGCAGUGAUGAAGGCAAAGGCGGCCUAGUGGAAUGCGGAAAUGCGCUGGUGGAGCUGAAAUCUUGCUCGCAAGAAAUUGUCGUGUAUUUCCUUAAUGGGAAGGCUGAUAUUGGCGUGGACUGUUGCAAAGCCAUCGCCACGAUUACGCGUCACUGCUGGCCUGCAAUGCUCACCUCCCUUGGCUUCACUGUAGAACAAGGUGACGUCUUACGAGGCUACUGCGAUGUUGCGGCUGCUGUGACUGCUACUGCUCCUGCUGCAGCGCCAGUUGCGCAUAAAACUCCUCUUACAAGUUGUUGA
Messenger RNA from Argentina anserina (silverweed cinquefoil), 402 nucleotides. Its product is annotated as egg cell-secreted protein 1.4-like. The transcript has a single exon. The coding region runs from base 1 to 402 and encodes 133 amino acids. Lineage: Eukaryota; Viridiplantae; Streptophyta; Magnoliopsida; Rosales; Rosaceae. The record is from RefSeq and is a predicted model, not a curated record. Gene Ontology annotation, biological process: double fertilization forming a zygote and endosperm.